Molecule: messenger RNA, 1526 nt
Organism: Arabidopsis arenosa
Lineage: Eukaryota; Viridiplantae; Streptophyta; Magnoliopsida; Brassicales; Brassicaceae
Source: the annotation of a GenBank genome assembly
AAAGUGAAAGGCAACGCAUAGAAGAGCCAUCACUCACAAACAAAGAAAAGGCGAAAAAAAAAAAAAAGUUCUCCAAAAACAUUCUUCUCUUUGGCCUUUACUCAACAAAACCCACACACAUCUCUCUCUCUCUCUCUGGCUUUCUCUUUGUCGGAAGUCAUGGACGCUACGAAGUGGACACAGGGUUUUCAAGAAAUGAUGAACGUAAAACCAAUGGAGCAGAUGAUGAUUCCUAAUAACAAUACACAUCAAUCAAACACCACAUCCAAUGCAAGGCCAAACACCAUUCUCACAUCUAACGGUGUCUCAUCCGCUGGAGCAACCGUCUCCGGCGUAAGCAACACCAAUAACAAUACGGCGGUUGUGGCGGAGAGGAAAGCAAGACCGCAAGAGAAACUAAAUUGUCCAAGAUGUAACUCAACCAACACAAAGUUUUGUUACUACAACAACUAUAGUCUCACACAACCAAGAUACUUCUGCAAAGGUUGUCGAAGGUAUUGGACCGAAGGUGGAUCUCUUAGGAAUGUUCCUGUGGGAGGAAGCUCAAGAAAGAACAAGAGAUCAUCUUCAUCAAACAUCCUUCAGACGACACCAUCUUCACUUGGUUUGAGCACAACACUUCCAGAUCUAAACCCACCAAUACUCUUCUCAAACCAAAUCCAUAAUAAAUCGAAAGGGUCAUCACAAGAUCUCAACUUGUUGUCUUUCCCGGUCAUGCAAGAUCAACAUCAUCAUCAUGUCCAUAUGUCUCAGUUUCUUCAGAUGCCGAAGAUGGAGGGAAAUGGUAACAUAACUCAUCAGCAGCAGCCUUCAUCAUCUUCUUCUCUCUAUGGCUCCUCGUCGUCUCCUGUUUCAGCUCUUGAACUUUUAAGAACCGGAGUUAAUGUUUCUGCUAGAUCAGGGAUUAACUCAUUCAUGCCUUCCGGUUCAAUGAUGGAUUCAAACACUGUGCUUUACACUUCCUCAGGGUUUCCAACAAUGGUGGAUUACAAGCCAAGUAAUCUCUCCUUCUCUACCGAUCAUCAAGGGCUUGGACACAACAGCAACAAUAGGUCUGAAGCUCUUCAUAAUGAUCAUCACCAACAAGAAACUACCACUACGACGAAGAUGGAGACCAAAUACGAAGAUAUGUUGCCAGUUAUGGCGGAGAAGAUGGAUGUUGAAGAGUUUGUAUCAGAGUUAUGCAAAGGUUUCAGUUUGCUUGCGGAUCCAGAGAGAGAUCUCAUCACAGCUGAGUCUCUAAGACGAAACUCUGGGAUACUUGGGAUUCAAGGUAUGAGCAAGGAAGAUGCUCAAGGAAUGGUUAGAGAAGGAGACCUUGAUGGAGAUGGUGCUCUUAACCAAACCGAAUUCUGCGUUCUCAUGGUUCGGUUAAGCCCCGAGAUGAUGGAAGAUGCCGAAACUUGGUUGGAGAAAGCCCUCACCCAAGAACUAUGUAAUCACAAUCUCUCUUCUAUGCCUUGAUCAUCCCCUUUUCUUGUGUAUUCUCUUUACUUCUACAAAACCUAUAAAUGUUUCUGAAUAUA